Messenger RNA from Tetrahymena thermophila SB210, 1698 nucleotides. Its product is annotated as UbiA family prenyltransferase. Gene Ontology annotation, biological process: heme biosynthetic process. The record is from RefSeq and is a predicted model, not a curated record. The transcript has a single exon. NCBI's taxonomy places the organism in Eukaryota, Ciliophora, Oligohymenophorea, Hymenostomatida, Tetrahymenidae. Gene Ontology annotation, molecular function: protoheme IX farnesyltransferase activity. Gene Ontology annotation, cellular component: membrane; mitochondrion.
AUGAACAAAUUAGCCUAUAGCAAUAAAGCAAGUUUAUAUGAUUGUUUAAAAGUUCUUAAUAAAAACAGUCUCUGCGGUUUAGCCAAUUUAAGAAAUUUUAAUUAAUUAAGUAUGAAAAGCUCAUAUUUUUAUGGCUACUGCCACUCAAAUUGGAGGUCAAAAUAAGAAUAAAUUCCAAAAUAUCAAUUUUCGAUCAAAAAUUCUAAUGUUAGCCAUAAUUUUAAUUAGUUUGAAGAUUAAGGUAUUGCAGCAAAUUACUCUGAUGAUGUCUUAAGAUAGACUUAGUGUUUUAGUGUGUCUAAUUUGAAUUCUUCUGGUUAUAAUUCUGGUAGUUCAUAAAAUUCUAAUACAUCUAGCAAACUCUAGAAAGAUUCCAAAAAUUAUCAAUAAGAAAGUCUUUAAAAAAUGCAAUCCUCCUCAGAAAAAAACAAAAUAGAGAAUUAAAGUUUUACUAAUUAAGAUAAGAAAUUGUUAAAAGAGGAGCUAUAAGCUUGUGGUAUUUAACAUAAUAAUGAAAGUAUUUUAAACUCUUCAUAAACAAUAGGCAUAAAGAACGAAACAAAUUAAAAUCCUCAAUAAUAAUAGUAGCUUGGGAGCUAAUAACCUAAUGAAUAAACAGAAUUGGGUAAGGAAAUAUAAAAGAAAUUUACAUUUAAUGAUUUUUGUGAGCUAACCAAAUUUCGUUUAUCAGUGACAAAUACUUUGGUAGCAUUGCCAACUUAUUUAUAUCUUGUCGAAUCGGUAACAUUUGAGUUAAUUCCUUUAGCCAUUGCUACUCAAUUAAUGGCUAUGAGUUCAUAGACUACCAACUAGAUUAAAGAAUAAGAAUUUGAUAAGCUUAUGACUAGAACUCAAAGGAGACCAUUACCUAAUAAACUCAUUUCAAAUAGAAUGGCUAAAAUAUUAGCUGCAUCUCUUUAUUGUGCUUCAAAUGCAAUCUUUUACACCUGCUUUCCCUUAUAAACCUUAUUUGUUGCUAACUCUAUUUUCUUCAGUUAUAUCUACUUGUACACUCCAAUGAAGAGAUAUUCAACAUUUAAUACUACAAUUGGAGCUAUAGUUGGUGCAUUGACACCUUACAUUGGAUAUACUGCUGCAGGUGGUUCUAUUUAUGAUUUAUAUCCAGCUUAUUAUUCUAUUUAUAUGAUUUUCUGGUAAUAUCAACAUUUUUAUGGAAUUUCUUGGAUUUAUAAGAAUGACUAUAAGAAGGCAGGAUAUAAAAUGUGUGAUAAUAAAUAAGAAGCAAUGUUUUAUAUGUCCACAAGCUUUUUAAUGACUUUAGCAGCCAACUUCGCACUAUUUUGCACAAAUCCCGUUUAUCCAUACCUCACUAGCGUAUAUACUGCUACUAUGGCUACUACUUAUAUUUUCUCAUUUGCAAAACCUGCUUAUAAAUUUUAUUAAGAGCCAAACAUAUAAAACGCUAAAGCUUUAAAAAAUUCUUCAUAUAUUCAUCUUUCGAUUUUAUUCUUAAUCAUAACUAUUGAUAUAUGCUUAAGAAUCUAUAAGAACAAGUGUAAAGUAGCUUUAGAAAGCCAAUCAGAACCCUAAUAGCAUAAAAAGCUUGAAGAUAAAUGGGUGAUAGGAUAUAUACAUAAGCUUCUUUUUGAAAAUUAAAUACCAUCAUAAAACAUCUCAAAACAAAACACCUAAACUACAGAAUCAACUCAAUAAAACAUUUAAAAUCAUAAAUAAUGA